Messenger RNA from Limulus polyphemus (Atlantic horseshoe crab), 1517 nucleotides. It is a transcript of the gene Arpc4, whose product is annotated as actin-related protein 2/3 complex subunit 4. Gene Ontology annotation, cellular component: Arp2/3 protein complex; actin cytoskeleton. Gene Ontology annotation, molecular function: actin filament binding. The coding region runs from base 918 to 1367 and encodes 149 amino acids. NCBI's taxonomy places the organism in Eukaryota, Metazoa, Arthropoda, Merostomata, Xiphosura, Limulidae. The record is from RefSeq and is a predicted model, not a curated record. The transcript is spliced from 5 exons. Gene Ontology annotation, biological process: Arp2/3 complex-mediated actin nucleation; actin filament polymerization.
UGAUAUCUCAGUACAGUACAAAAUAAUGAAAUAUCUAAUUAAAGUUAAGUUCGGAGCAGCUUCUUUGACCAUGAGGUGACCAGAUGGUGAAAAUGUAAUACAGGGUGAUGAUAAGUUAUCUGACCUAUUUUAAAAGUUAAUAACUUCCAAAAUAUUAUAGCUAGAACACUCCAGUUUUAAUCAACUUGACGAAAGUCUCAUGAAGGUUUUUUUCUUGUCUUAGUAUACUUUCACAUGUGCACUCUUUGUUGCUCUUGAUAUCCGGGAGUUUCUAAAUAACACAUUCCACACAGAUGGAUUGGUAGAGAUGGACCAACAAGAUGGUCCACACAUCCCCCCUGUUGGAUUUUUUCUUGUGGGGGUUUGUGAAAGAUAAGGUAUAUUCAACACCUGUAUGUAAUAUCGUGGAUCUCUGCCACAGAAUAAUUAAUACAAUAAGGAACACGAUUCCCGAGAUGAUGAACAACACGUAGAGGGAGAUAAAGUAUUGCCUAGACAUUCUUCGAACAACAAACGGUGCACACAUGGAAGUAUACUAACAUAAGAAAAAAACUGGCAACACUGGAACAAAAUAAUGUGGAAGAGGUGCAGACAUAUGAAGAAGAAUAGAGGGUAGGUCACAUAAAAGUUUCAACUCAAGGUAGGAAUCACAAACUCAGUUUGAUAGGCUAAGUACAGUAGUGUGACUAAUUGGAAGCCAGUGUUGAGUUUCUAGGGUAAAUCUAUACCUAGAAUAUGCCUUGGACAAUUGAAACAGAAAAGGUUCCAGAUGUAGCUAUAUUCAACUUCAAGGAAAGACUUGAAAAGGGAAAAACUAAUUGGGAGAAGCCCAUUGACUUACUUCUCCUUGAGCUUUAUUGAAGGCUGCUACUCUACGUCCAUACUUAACAGCAGUUCGUCACACCCUUAAUGCUGCCAUGUGUCUUGAGAAUUUUUCUUCACAGGUUGUAGAACGGCACAAUAAACCCGAAGUUGAAGUCAGAACAAGCAAAGAACUUCUUCUGACACCUGUAGUUAUAAGUCGAAAUGAAAAGGAAAAGGUUUUGAUUGAAGGAUCAGUGAACUCUCUUAGAAUCAGUAUUGCUGUGAAACAGGCCGAUGAAAUAGAACGGAUCCUUUGUCACAAAUUUAUGAGGUUUAUGAUGAUGAGAGCAGAAAAUUUUGUUAUUUUAAGAAGAAAACCAGUAGAGGGUUAUGACAUCUCCUUCUUGAUUACCAACUUCCACACAGAACAGAUGUAUAAACACAAAUUAGUGGAUUUUGUCAUUCAUUUUAUGGAGGAAAUUGACAAGGAAAUCAGUGAAAUGAAACUGACAUUAAAUGCCAGAGCUCGAAUUUGUGCUGAAGAAUUUCUUAAACGGUUUUGAUUAAAGUCCACUUCAACAGGAUGAGAAAGCAGUUCAACAUACUUGAAUAAAAAUAUUAAGAUGUAAUUUGUUAUGAUAUUUGAUGUUAAGUGGUCCAAACUAUGUAGAGCAUUUGGUUUAAUUCUAUUAAAAUAAUGACAUUUGUUAUAA